Messenger RNA from Lycium barbarum (goji berry), 1842 nucleotides. RefSeq lists its product as uncharacterized. The transcript is spliced from 3 exons. Gene Ontology annotation, molecular function: zinc ion binding. Bases 1 to 1842 code for a protein of 613 amino acids. The record is from RefSeq and is a predicted model, not a curated record. Lineage: Eukaryota; Viridiplantae; Streptophyta; Magnoliopsida; Solanales; Solanaceae.
AUGGGACAUGAUGAAUAUUUAUCUAGAAGUAAGAGUACAUUUGAAGGAAAAUUGGGUGGGGAUGAGCCAUUUUAUGACUCAGAUGAACCUGUUAGCUUUGAAAUAAAGACUGAUGAUGAAGCUGAUGACGAAGGUGUGGUUGAAAAGCCUACCAAAAAGUCAAGGAGACCAAAAAGAAUUAGAAAUAGGGUUAUUUUUUAUUCUAAGUGUAAAGAAAUAGUUUGGGAGACUGGUCUUGCAUUUGAAAGUGCUAAACAGUUUAGGAAAGCACUUACUAGGUAUGCAGUUCAAGAACAUGUAGAGUUGGAUAAAUAUGUCAAUGAACCAACUAGGGUGAGGGUAAAGUGUACUGCUGGCUGUCCAUGGUUAUUGUUUGCCAGUUACGAUUCUAGAACAAAUGAUUUUGUUGUGAAGAAUUAUAAUCAUGUUCACAAGUGCAAUGACACAACAAAGAACAAGUUGGUAAAUUCUUUGUAUAUUUCAGAAAGGUACAAGGAUAGAAUUAUUUCUAAACCUGGCAUUAGAAUUUUUGAGCUUCAAAAUUUGGUAAGAAAGGAAUUGGAGGUGUAUAUUGGUAGGAAUGUGGGAAGGAAAGCCAGAAGCAUUGUUUUGCAACAAAUCAUGGGUGACAAUGUAGAGGAGUUCAAAAGAAUUUUGGAUUAUAUGGAUGAGCUUUUAAGGACUAAUCCAGGUAGCUCAUGUGUGGUUAGGCUGAGUGAAGAAACUUUUGAAGGUGGAAUCAAAAGGUUUCAGUCCUUUUAUAUAUGUUUUGAUGCCAUGAAGAAGACAUUCAAAGCUGGUUGUAGGAGAGCAAUUGGGUUGGAUGGGUGUUUUUUAAAAGGUGUUAGUAAAGGGCAAUUGCUUGUGGUUGUUUGUAAGGAUGGGAACAACCAGAUGCUACCACUGGCUUGGGCAGUGGUUGAAGUUGAGAAUACUUUUACUUGGAGAUGGUUUGUCAACAUUCUAAGGCAUGAUGUUGAGCUUGGAGAUGGGACUGGUUUGACAACUCUUUCAGAUAUGCAAAAUGGUCUGGAUCUAGCCAUUAAGGAUCUGUUGCCAAAUGUAGAACAAAGAAUGUGUGGAAGACAUGUGCUUGCCAAUUUUUCCAAAAAAUGGAAAGGCAUAGAGAUUAGAAACUGCUUCUGGAGAUGUGCUAAGUCCACAUAUGAGCAGGAGUUGCAAAAAAAUUUGGAUCAUAUGGAGAAGUUAGGUGAUGGAAUAAAUGGAGAUUUGUUCUGUUGUGAUAGUGUUGACAACAACAUGGCCGAGAGUUUUAAUUCCUGGAUUUUGGGGCCAAGUUACAAGACCAUUAUCACAAUGCUUGAGGAAAUUAGAGUCAAAAUGAUGAGAACGGUAGGACAACUAAGAGAGUUUUCUGAGGCUUGGAUAACAAACAUCAGCCCAAUGGCUUUGCAGGUAUUGCAAGAGAACACAUCAAAGUCAAUGAAGUGUACUCUUGAAUGGAAUGGCGAAUAUGGCUUUGAGGUCAAGGACAGCUGGGGUAAUAAAUUCAUAGUAAAUCUGAAUAACAAUACUUGCACUUGUAUAUCUUGGAUGCUGAAAGGUGUUCCCUGUUGUCAUGCCAUAGUUGCACUUCAUUUCAGAAAAUUGGAACCUAUUGACUAUGUUGCACAUUGGUACACUAAGGACACUUACCUCAAAACAUACAACUCAUUCAUUCAACCUAUUACUAAUAUGGCAAUGUGGCCAAAGUCAACCAAUCCUCCUGUCCUCCCAUCUGAGAUUAAAAAGCUGCCAGGUAGGCCAAGGAAGUGUAGAAGAAAGAAGCAAACAGAAAACAAGACAGGGAAGUUGUCAAAAAGAGGUGUUGAGAUGACCUGA